Penicillium salamii is the source of this 427-nucleotide messenger RNA. The record is from the annotation of a GenBank genome assembly. NCBI's taxonomy places the organism in Eukaryota, Fungi, Ascomycota, Eurotiomycetes, Eurotiales, Aspergillaceae.
GAAGUUCAACCUUGAUCACCAUGGGCGGAGCUCAACCGAGUCUAGACGGGUAUCGACGGAUACCAACAGCAUUGACCUGGCUAAUGAUCGUUUUCACCACCUCAUCCGCAUCACACAAGGCCAUCGCCAUCAGCGCCAUUUAAUCAACUAUCUCGCUGAUCGACUUUCACUCGUCAAGAUGGUUCUCGCUGUCGAUCUUCUCAACCCCACCCCUCAGGCUGAGGGCCGCAAGCACAAGCUGAAGACCCUUGUGCCCCAGCCCCGCUCCUUCUUCAUGGACGUCAAGUGCCCCGGUUGCUUCACCAUCACCACCGUCUUCUCCCACGCCCAGACCGUCGUCAUCUGCGCCGGUUGCUCCACCGUUCUGUGCCAGCCUACCGGUGGUAAGGCCCGUCUCACCGAGGGCUGCUCUUUCCGCCGCAAGUAA